Cottoperca gobio is the source of this 1465-nucleotide messenger RNA. Its product is annotated as probable bifunctional methylenetetrahydrofolate dehydrogenase/cyclohydrolase 2. Gene Ontology annotation, biological process: tetrahydrofolate interconversion. NCBI's taxonomy places the organism in Eukaryota, Metazoa, Chordata, Actinopteri, Perciformes, Bovichtidae. Gene Ontology annotation, cellular component: mitochondrion. The record is from RefSeq and is a predicted model, not a curated record. The coding region runs from base 4 to 1050 and encodes 348 amino acids. Gene Ontology annotation, molecular function: methylenetetrahydrofolate dehydrogenase (NAD+) activity; methylenetetrahydrofolate dehydrogenase (NADP+) activity; methenyltetrahydrofolate cyclohydrolase activity. The transcript is spliced from 8 exons.
AACAUGGCGGCCUCUGUUUCACCGCUACGCUCCUCCUUCAGGAUUUGUAGCCCGUUAACGUUACACCAUCACUGCUGCCGGGCCAAACUGCGAAUGCACCGAAAAUGUGAAAGUCAGAGGAGACAUCUUCAGCAGUCGGCGACGAGGCAUGCCGCUGUGGUGAUUUCAGGGACAGAGUUGGCUCGUCAGCUCCACAGAGAAAUCCAGCGUGAUGUGGAAGAGCUGGUAGCUGAGGGCAACAUGAGACCCCACCUUGGAGUGGUGUUAGUGGGGGACGACCCAGCCAGUCGUACCUAUGUUAAGAACAAGACCCGGGCAGCCAGCAUCCUGGGUAUUUCCAGUGACACUGUGGUGCGGCCUAGCUCGGUGUCCCAGGAGGAGUUGCUGGAGCUGAUUGACAAGAUGAACCGUGACUGGAGGGUCAGCGGCCUGUUGGUGCAACUGCCACUUCCUGAGCACAUCAAUGAGCGAGCAGUAUGUAAUGCCAUCGCUCCAGAGAAGGAUGUGGACGGCUUCCAUAUUGUGAAUAUAGGUAAAUUGUGUCUGGACCAGAGAUCCAUGGUGCCUGCCACACCUGCAGCUGUCUGGGAGAUCAUCAAAAGAGCAGGUAUUGAGACGGUGGGGAAGAAUGUGCUGGUUGCUGGUCGCUCCAAAAAUGUUGGGAUGCCUAUCGCAAUGUUGCUGCACACUGAUCGCAAGCAUGAACGCCCCGGGGGUGAUGCCACGGUGACUAUCGCCCACAGAUGUACACCCAAGGAACAGCUGAAGGAGCUAACCAGUCUGGCUGACAUCAUUAUUGCAGCUGCAGGUGUUCCCGGGCUGAUCACAGCAGAUAUGGUGAAGGAGGGCGCAGCAGUCAUCGACGUCGGCAUAAACCGCAUCCAGGACCCGAACACGGGGAAACUCCGGCUCAUCGGUGACGUGGACUUUGAGGGGGUGAAGGAGAAGGCAGGUUUCAUCACACCUGUUCCCGGAGGCGUGGGUCCGAUGACAGUCGCAAUGCUAAUGAAGAACACUGUGACCGCUGCCAGAAACGCACUGAUGCAUUAAACAUGCACAUUCCAUGUAAUGAAUGAUACAAAACAAACAGUAUACACACACACACACACACACACACACACACACACACACACACACACACACACACACACACACACACACACACACACUCACACGCACAUGCACAGAAUCAGUUCAUUUAGGUUUACACACACUUUACCAAACAUCAAAUACACUUUUAUUUAAAAAUCCAUAAGCUCGAGACUCAAUACCUGCUGGGAAAUUUACUUGAUAUGUACUUUAUUUAUAUUUUGAAUUUGUUAAUUUAUUUCAGUGAUUUAUUUCAGAGUUCACUUUUUAAGAAUUUAGAUUAAUAUUUUUUCUACUGAAGUUGUUUUGGUUCAUUUUUGAACAUUCCAGAUUCACUGGAAAAGGAAUAUUAAAUGAAAACAAUGCUGUGCCAGUA